Oryzias latipes (Japanese medaka) is the source of this 890-nucleotide messenger RNA. It is a transcript of the gene mrps18a, whose product is annotated as mitochondrial ribosomal protein S18A. The record is from RefSeq and is a predicted model, not a curated record. Lineage: Eukaryota; Metazoa; Chordata; Actinopteri; Beloniformes; Adrianichthyidae. Gene Ontology annotation, biological process: mitochondrial translation. Gene Ontology annotation, cellular component: mitochondrial small ribosomal subunit; ribosome. Gene Ontology annotation, molecular function: small ribosomal subunit rRNA binding; structural constituent of ribosome.
CGACUUCAGAGGAAGGUCACAAAGUAAACAUGGCGGUCCAUGCAGUGUGGAGGUCUUUUUGGACCUCGUUCUCGGGUUUAAAACUUGGUAACAACUGCAUAACAUCGAGUUUACAUAAAAAAAAUUCCCCUAUAAUGUCUACCCUGACCGUUCAGAGCAGAGGAAUUCGGCAAGUGGUGGAAACACAAGAAAACAAAACAACAACUAUUGAAGGAAAAAUUCUAGAUGAUCCUGCUGGACCACAACCUCCAAAUCCCACUGCCAAGUGUCCCAUCUAUAGAUGGAACCUUCAGAACAAAUACAACUACACAGAUGUCUUGUUAUUGAGUCAGUUUAUCAGGUCUGACGGAGGGAUGUUGCCGAGGAGAAUAACUAGUCUUUGUCCUGAGGAGCAUCGCAAGAUUGCCAUCUGUGUACAGAUGGCUCAGCGAGCAGGUCUUCUUCCUGACCACAAGCCUAAGCUUCCAGAAGGUCACGUACCUAAGAAGCCUAAGCAAAACCUUAACAGGUACCUGACACGGUGGUCUAUUGACUCUGUAAAACCCAUCUAUAAAACUGGACUGAAGUGGUGUAAGAAGCGCAUGGCUGUGGGUCAUCCAGCUCUCAAGAACAAUGUGCGCUAUGGUGUAAAACCUCUGUACAUAAAACACUGAAAGCUGGAGGAGGAAGUUUGGCUCAUCACUCAAAACGUCAAUGGAAUUGGUUUUGGAGAAAACCCUAAACCUUUAUCCAUCAUUAUUUAUUCCAACUCUGGUUUAUAAAAUUCUGUUAGCUGUGUUAAACUGAACCACAAUAACAAUCAGGACAUUUAAAAAAAACUGGAGAAUGCAAAUGCUGACUGUAAACUCAAGGCAUCACAAAUGCUUUAAUAAAAUAUUAGCUUUUCUGUC